Macrosiphum euphorbiae (potato aphid) is the source of this 360-nucleotide messenger RNA. NCBI's taxonomy places the organism in Eukaryota, Metazoa, Arthropoda, Insecta, Hemiptera, Aphididae. The record is from the annotation of a GenBank genome assembly.
AUGCCACAACUUGCCAUAUUUGUGAGGUAUGUGUCAAAAGACUUAGAGGUGGUGGAAGAACUCUUAGACCUGGUUACUUUGAAGAAUACUACUCGGGGUUGUGACAUUAAAGAAGCCCUGGAUGGGGUUUUACAGAAAAACGCAGUGCCCAUCGGUAAUAUUGUCAGCAUUGCUACCGAUGGUGCACCUUCUAUGACUGGUACAAAACAAGGGCUUAUUGGACUAUUAAAAGCUGACACAUCAUAUCCUGAUUCCCUACCUGUACAUUGUAUUAUUCACAGAGAACAUUUAGCAGCAAAAUAUUUUCAAUAUCCGCAUAUUAUGCAGAUAGUUCUAAAAAUUGUAAACUGUAUUCGCUAA